Procambarus clarkii (red swamp crayfish) is the source of this 1718-nucleotide messenger RNA. RefSeq names its product Olig family (gene Oli). Lineage: Eukaryota; Metazoa; Arthropoda; Malacostraca; Decapoda; Cambaridae. Gene Ontology annotation, biological process: sensory organ development; positive regulation of transcription by RNA polymerase II; axon development. Gene Ontology annotation, cellular component: nucleus. The record is from RefSeq and is a predicted model, not a curated record. Gene Ontology annotation, molecular function: DNA-binding transcription factor activity, RNA polymerase II-specific; E-box binding; protein dimerization activity.
CCAGACUCUCCGACCAUCAUUGGUGUCCAUCACUCACAGCUGUGAUCCAACCCACAGAAAUGUCAAGUGAAUCGUGACGUCGUGUACCUGUAAUUAGCACCAAGGAGACAGGUGGAGACAGCCGUGUGAGCCCCGGCCAGUGGCCCUAAGACAGUGUCAGAGAGCCUUAGAGUGGCGGCCCGAAGAGUGACCAAGGGUGACCCAAGAGUGGCAGGGCCGGGUCCUCGAGGGUGACCUCUUGCCAUACACUCUGCAACACUCACAGACAUGAUGAGCGCCUUCCCCUACCCGGCCAUGUUGGGGGUGCAGCACCUGAUGGGCGGAGACCUGCGCCCCUCCCAGCUGGGCCCCGCCCGCCGCCCAGACCACGACCCCACCACCACGCCCACGCCAUAUUACCACCGCGACCUCCACCACGCCCACGCCAGGGACGACCAUGCGGCUUCCCGCGACUCUAUGCAACUACUCCGCAACGACCUUCUUGGACUCAAUCGCAGUCACAUGGUUGCGCGGGACAUGGCGGGCGCGGCGCCUCAGGAGGACCCGGGGGCCGCACGGAGCAUGCCCACGCUCCAGCCUCUGGAACAUUCCAUGGCAGGCAACAUAGAGAACCAGGACCCCGCCAGUGGGCGCGGCUCCCCCGCCGUCAAGGAAGAACGCGACCCCCGCGACGACAACACGACCGGCUCCUGUAGCGACGACGAGUUGCCCCGCGGCCCCGGGGGGCCUCCGGGAGCCCUACCAUCUGGCACUAAAAAAAUCCGCCAGCAGAAACAUGUAAGACUUUCUGUCAAUGCCCGCGAGCGACGACGCAUGCACGACCUAAACGACGCCCUGGAUGAGCUGCGAUCAGUUAUCCCCUACGCCCACUCCCCCUCCGUCAGGAAGCUCUCAAAGAUUGCCACACUUUUACUGGCCAAGAAUUUCAUCCUCAUGCAAUCCAACGCCAUUGAAGAGCUGCGGCGGGUGGUGACUUACCUCAACCAACCUGGCGCCCAUUUGCCGCAUUUGCCACCCUCAGUGGCCUUCGAUACCGGCAGCAGCCUGGGGAGUGAGGCCGUCCUGCCCACAACACCAGGCUUCCCCCGCCUCCCCCCACAGCCCCACAAUGCCCCUCGCAGCACUAAGCUGCAACAGCCGCUCUUUAACGACCCUUCGCCACCCUUCAAGUCCCAGUCAUAACUAUGGUUGGGCAGCAGGAGGCGGUGAGGGCGCUAGUGAGGUGCCACGUCUAGUGAGGCACUAGUGAGGUACCACGACUAGUGAGACACUAGUGAGGUACAACGACUUGUGAGACACUAGUGAGGUACCACGACUAGUGAGGCACUAGUGAGGUACCAGGGACUAGUGAGGCACUAGUGAGACACUAGUGAGGUACCACGUCUUGUGAGACACUAGUGAAGCACUACUGAGGUACCAGAGACUUGUGAGGCACUAAUGAGGUACCAGGACUAGUGAGCCCCAACACCACUCAGCAGGAGGUCAGCAGGUCGUGCACUCGCCGCCUCUCUCGAGCGUUGACACAAAGUCUUGCCGGAAGCCCCAUGAAGAGCGCCGUUAUCCUCCCCACCAACACAACCACUCUCUCACCACAUUACCUACACUCUACCACCCUUACCACCAGGGCGACACAUUCACCAAGCACUUACGCCAGCACUUACGAACCUGGGACCAGAUUCACGAAGCACUUACGAACCUGGGACCAGAUUCACGAAGCA